AGAUUCUUCUAUUGCCAGUUACUUUAAACCAACUCUAGUUCUGAGGUCGUACUCACCUGGAAAACAAGCCAGCAAUAAUGGGGGUGUCCGACUUCUUCGUGGGGGAGAUCGCAGCGGAGCUUCUCAAGCAACUCUUCACCAUCUCCCGCAAGUCCUGCUUAUGCAAGUCCAGCGCCGCCCAGCUCAUCACUUACAUCGAAGAGCUGCUUCCCAUUAUUCAAGAGAUCAAGUACUCUGGUGUGGAGCUCUCCGCUUUCCGUCAAUCGCAGCUCGACCGCCUGUCCGGGACGCUCAACCAGGGCCGGGAGCUGGCCAAUAAGGUGCUCACAUCCCCCCGCUGGAACGUCUAUAAGAACCUCCAGCUCGCCCGCAAGAUGGAGAGACUCGAGAAGACCGUCUCCAGAUUCUUGCAGGGCCCCAUGCAGGCGCACAUGGUCGCUGACGUUCAUCACAUGAGGUUCGAGACGGACGAGCGCUUCGAUCGGCUCGAGGGGACGGCGCGACGGAUUGAGCAGGGUCUGGAGCAGCGGCUCUGCGCUAUGAAGAUUGGUAUGGUAGGCGACGGAUGGGGCGGAGGGUGGGAGAAGCACGCGGUCAGGAGAGAGGAGGAAUUGAUGCCAAUGGAGACUUUUUUUGAGAAUUCUUUAAUGGGGUUGGAAUUGGGGAAGAAGAAGGUGAAGGAGAUGCUGAUUGGAAGGCACGAGAAUGGAGGAGUUGUUGCAAUUUCUGGGAUGGGUGGGUCUGGCAAGACGACUCUCGCUACUGAGCUUUGCAGAGAUGAGGAAGUUCGGAACUACUAUAAGAACAGGAUUUUGUUCCUGACAGUCUCGCAGUCCCCAAAUGUGGAGCAGUUGAGAGCAAAAAUUUCUAGAUUUCUAUUUGGGAACGAGGCCAUUGGUUCUCUUUAUGCAGUUCCUCAGUGGAAUGUUCAGUUGACUUCCUCAAAUGGAUCACGAAAUCUGGUAGUCUUAGAUGAUGUAUGGUCACCCUUGGUUCUUGAACAACUGAUUUUUAAAACAACUGGGUGCAAAACCCUUUUCGUUUCCCGAUUCAAAUUCCCAACAAUUGUUAACGACGCCACAUAUGAGGUGGAGUUGUUGGGAGAUGAUUAUGCCAUUUCUCUGUUCUGUCUUUCUGCUUUUGGGCAGAAGUUCAUCCCUCCUGCUGCUAAUGAGAGUUUGGUCAAACAGAUUGUUGAUGAGUGUAAGGGUCUUCCUUUGGCUCUUAAAGUAAUUGGAGCUUCACUACAUGGAAAGCCUGAACAAUGUUGGGAGAGUGCAAGAAAAAAGUUGUUAAGAGGGGAAGCCAUCUGCGGAGUGCAUGAGAGCAAAUUACUUGAGAGAUGGCAAUAAGUGUUGAACAUUAAAGGACAAGUUAGAGAAUGCUUCUUGGAUUUGGGAUCUUUUCCAGAGACAGAAAUUCCUCUUGAUGUUCUCAUCAACAUGUGGUCGGAAGAGGAGCUGCCCUGUAUUUUCCCUUGCCUUGAAGAGCUGACAAUUGACCAUUGUGACGAUUUAGUUGAGCUGCCUUCAAGCAUCUGUGAUAUGUCCUCUCUCGACUGUCUAAGCAUCAGCAAUUGUCACAACCUCCGUGAAUUGCCUUCCAAUAUAGGCAAGCUGAAGCGUGUAGAGAUUCUGCGGCUAUAUGCUUGCCCAACACUGAAAGCUAUUCCCGAAGGGAUUCGAGAGCUAGUUCUGUUGAAAUACCUUGACGUCUCUCAAUGCAUUAACUUGGCACAUCUUCCUGAAGAUAUUGGAUGUCUAACACGACUAGAGAAGAUUGAUAUGAGGGAAUGUCCGCAAAUUCAGAGACUACCAAGGUCUGCUGCCUUGCUGCAGUCUCUAAGACGGGUGAUUUGUGACGAUGGGGUAUCAUGGCUGUGGAAGGAUUUGGAGAAGACAAUACGAGGUUUUCAUGUUCAAAUUGCCGAGAAAUGCUUCAGUCUAGACUGGCUUGAUGAAUGAUUUAUCUCAGUGUUAUUUAGUCACGUGUAAAUAAUUUUUGAAUUAUGUUUCCCCUUCUCACACCUUUGUACACUUACAUAUUGCAAGUGAAAUUUUAGCUUUUAACUACCCGUACCAUCUUGUCUUCCCUCUGUACAAGUGCAAAGUCUCAUUUUUGUAUCACAAUUCAAUUCGGCUGAUUUUUAUCU
Messenger RNA from Carica papaya (papaya), 2152 nucleotides. The record is from RefSeq and is a predicted model, not a curated record. NCBI's taxonomy places the organism in Eukaryota, Viridiplantae, Streptophyta, Magnoliopsida, Brassicales, Caricaceae.